AUGCAGCAAUGUGAACAUGAAGGAUCCUGGAGUGAUUUACUGGUGUCUACCAACAACACCAUCGACGCACGCCGAGCACCGGUCCUCGUUGAUGGGAAUAAGUUUGACACGACCUCCAUGAAUAACAACAUGAUGAAUAACAACGUGAAUAACAAUAUGAUGAAUAACAACAUGAUGAAUAACAACAUGAAUAACAACGUGAUGAAUAACGCCACGAGUGACACCAUAAAGAACGCCUCGAAUAACACCAUCUCGCAGUUCGAUCUCUUGCGGGAAGUGUUUGAAGAGUACGUGAUCAAGUACUACAACUAUCAGUCUUCUGCAAUAACUUCUUCUGUUUGUGGUCGCUCCCCCUCUGCUAUUACGAAUCACUUUAAUCCGUCUCACAUGUAUAAUCGAAUAGAAAGCUUGAUAUGGGGAAGAUACAGGCAAGACCAAGAGACGAAUUGAAUGGAUGGCUAAUGUUAGUGUUGCUGGAGGUGGAGCCGGGAAGACGGAGUUGGAAGUUGCUAGUUUCUUCCCUCCGGGAUUCACAUUCCUGUUCGAGCUACGCCAUCCAUUGUUGCCGAGCAUCAUUCCUUCUAGUAGGAGAAGUAGUUCUGGUAAUGCAUUAAAAUCUUUUGAUGGAACAAAAGACGGGGGAGGAGGUCUCACCUUUCUCGGAGCACGCAGGAACGAAGCGCCCUACGAGUUUCUGCCGGCUUCCCUCUCGACGGCAUCAAUUUUGACUUCAGGAGGCUCCACCUCGUCGUUUUCAGCAGGAGCAGCAGCAGCAGCAGCAGCAGAUACUCUUUCGAAAAUCUGCACGCUAUUCCCAACAGCGCUCCACUCCGCGCUCCUCAGACGAGAGUCUCAGCUCAGAGAGUCUGAGCUCAUAGGGUCUCAGCUCAGAGAGUCUCACCAGUCAUGACAUCAUGAUGUUCCAUUGUCAACACCUGAAUUGGAGGAGGGGGACCGCCGUCCCGAGGUUUAUCGACAGAUUACAUUUUUGCGAACAGCUUACGAAGCAGUGACUCGGCUUUCCUGGCGGCACGAGGGAUUCGUGUACCGAGCGGGGGGGGGGUUACGCUGUAAAAUCCGCAACCCGAAGUUUGUGUGCUUUUAUGACUUUAAUUUAUUGAUGUCUACGUGCAUAUCUGUAGUGUUUUCAUUGGAGAUAUGCGACGCAGAUAUGAACCAACUAAAGCGCUAAUGCUUGCGGGAGAAGAAUUUCGGGUGCCUGAAGAGCGCGCUGUGGAUCUACUCGGAUCCGGAUUGGGUGGCCAUAUUACACCGCUUUCCAGACUUUACACCAGAAGUGCAAGAGCUGCGCCAAAAACCGCGCUUUCUGCAGAAAGGAAACGUCUUCAAGGGGGCAGAGGGGGGGUUGAGGGUUCUUCUAGAGGACUCGGGCGGUCGAAUUCGGUCUGGAGACGCAGCAUUUGAAGAUAUUGUUACUGGAGGGAUGAAAAACAAAAACAAAACCAAAAGCAAAAAUCAUAAUAAUCAAGAUAUAUAAUCAUGAUAAUCAUCAAGAUAAAAAUCAUAUCAACACGGUAAAAAUAAGAAUUUUCUGUUAUGAAUCAACAUGGUAAACCCUAAACCCUGGGUUAGGGUUUAGGUCUCUCGAAACUCAUCUUCACGCACAUAUUGUUUUCGAGUCUUCCCUACAUCCAUCGCUCUUAGCAAUCACGCGCACACACAUUGAUACUACGAGUCGAGCAAGUAUGUCAUGAUAAUUCACUGAAACUUUCAACAGCACACCAAAGCUGUAUUCGAGAAACGUUUGUCAUAGAAUUAAAACUAGAAAUUUAACUCUAACUCGAAAUUAGCAGUAGUUGAAUUUGCAUAAGCGUGUCGCCCUUUGCAUACCUGCUAAGUCCAAUCCCGUCGCACUUUAUGGUAACAAAAAGCAGUGAAAUCAUUCCACUACUACUUGGAACAUAUUUUAUUUUUUCGCGCGGUAGUAUUGCAUUGGUAUUAUCUACACCCA
Molecule: messenger RNA, 1972 nt
Organism: Amoebophrya sp. A25
Lineage: Eukaryota; Dinophyceae; Syndiniales; Amoebophryaceae
Source: the annotation of a GenBank genome assembly